This is a messenger RNA of Fukomys damarensis (Damara mole-rat), 2280 nucleotides long. Its product is annotated as cytoplasmic polyadenylated homeobox-like. The record is from RefSeq and is a predicted model, not a curated record. Gene Ontology annotation, cellular component: nucleus. Gene Ontology annotation, molecular function: RNA polymerase II cis-regulatory region sequence-specific DNA binding; DNA-binding transcription factor activity, RNA polymerase II-specific. Gene Ontology annotation, biological process: regulation of transcription by RNA polymerase II. Bases 785 to 1831 code for a protein of 348 amino acids. The transcript has 3 exons. Lineage: Eukaryota; Metazoa; Chordata; Mammalia; Rodentia; Bathyergidae.
UUUGGAAAGAAGAAAAAGAUGAAUUAGGCAAAGUGAUGUCCAUAAAACAUUAGUCUUCUCUGUUUCCAUGUCCUUAAUAUCAAUCUGGGUUUUCUGCUGCCUCUAACCUCGGUAUUCCAUGACCAAAAGCAAACCGAGUGAGGUGGGCGGGGGCGCCUUCCUCCCUUCGCCAGCAGCCGGGAGUCACCUAGGUUAAGGGCCACAAACAUGGGGCUUGGGUCAGGGAUCAGGCUCAGCCUAAAUGACUGAUCUCAGUGUCCUCAAGACUGAGCGAGCACAAAACUGUAAUAUUUGAGGCCAGCCUGGGCUACAAAGCAACGCAAAGCAAAACAAAACCCUCCACCAUAUACUUUAAAGAUCACCAGAGGAAUGGAAUCUGCUCGUGAGUUUCAGCCAUUGCAUUGUCGAUGAGUGAAAAGUUCAGUUCCCUAGAGCAGAACUGUCUCGGGUAGGGCGGCGCUUAGGGCGGUGCAGGCCUGGGCGGGGCUAUCCAGGGUAAGGGCUACAAAGGCUCCAGGUUUUAUUUAAAAGACGCUGCUCCAGAGCGCCCACUGCCACUGGGAGACUCUGCAGAGCACAGCGGCUCCCACAAGGACCCUGCAUCCAGGUAGCACAAGGGAUUAAGGGCGGCUCUAGCACCCUUAGAGACUGUGGGCUGAGGUAGCCGUACAGAGAUCCUGGCCUGCACCGCGACCAGGCAGCCUGUGAGCAGCCAGCAAGAACGAAGGCAGCAGAACUGCCUCAGAAACCCCAGACUGGACAGAGACCUCAUACAGCAGUUUUCAUGGAGGCCAAGGGAUCUUCAGGUAAAAAAGAUGAUCACAGUGAAGCACAAGAAAGACAACACAGAAGACAGAAAACAAGACCUCCACACAGAUUUACGCAGGAGGAAUUAAAGAUUUUGAAACAAUCAUUUGAACAGAACCCUUACCCAAGUUUCACAACCAAGAGGGAACUUGCCAAGCAACUGCGCUGCGAUUUGUGUGUCAUACAGAAUUGGUUCCAAGAUAGAAGAUACAGACUACCACCUAGAGAGAAAAAGAGACUCUUUGCCACCUGGAAAUUAAAUGGAUUUUGUGUCCAAAGGUCUCAACCCCUGGGGUCCCCAAAUAUCCAGGUACAAUCUGACAACUCUUCCAUGAAUCCGACUUCCUUGCAUGACCAGGAGACAGCACCACAGGGAGCUGGCGACCCUUCACUGGAAACACAGACGAUUCCCAGGGGAUAUUUUGACUCAGGUGACUCUGUAGUCCCAGGCAUUAACAGGGAGCCAGGAUGUCUCCUGGAGUAUCAAGGUGCCCCAGCAAGUGGACCUUCUUCCACUUCCACACCAGACUCAUUUAUUUAUCCGAAUGCAUCUAUGCAGUACUUAGAAAAUACCAGAUAUGAGGCAGGGGAAACCCAGCAUGCUCUGCCUUAUUUUUCCUAUUAUGCUUUCAAUGGGCAGGGAACAGGCUGUCAGCAAGAAGAGCACAAGGCCCCUGAUCAGUAUUUGGUAUUUCAAGGACAGCAGCCAAACGACUGGGGGUGCCAUCUGCAGCAGCUGUCCCAGCCUUGGUAUUACGAAGAGAAUCGCCAGUUGCCAUUCCAAGGCCAUUUUUGGUCAUUCCAGAAUCCAAGUUAUUUAGGACAAGAGGAGCUCAGUCUUCCAUCAGAGCAGGAAAGCAGCGGAGGUGCCCUGAGCUCCCUGCUGCAGCAGGCACCUGUGCAAACAGCAGACAGGUCUCCACAACGUCUUGGAGAAGGGAAACAGCAAGUCCAUGCAGAGCAUCCUAGGUUUGAAACCCAGCAGCUUCACGAUUUUUUCGGAUUUCCACCGCUGAGACCAUAAGUGGGUCUCCAGGGAAUGGAAGUCCAGAAAAACAGUUGUAGAUCACCCUGUCCACACCCAGGGAAGGGAAGGGAAAGGUCUUCUCCUUUGGAGAAACUCUCAUUGUUCUUUACAUGAACCUUUCCAGGCUGACUAAUACAAAGAUCUUGUAAAUGUGUAUGAAACAGUACUAUGUUUUGAGUCACCGAAUUCCAUAUGUAUGUAAUUACUACACUGGGCAAAAAUGACACUUUUAUGAUCAUUUAAUGGCACUUGUAUUUAUUUUUAUUUAUUGCGUGGGUUAGAACUGCCAUAGGGUAUGGAAUCAGUAUAGUGAGAGGACACAGGAGAGUUUGCAUUUCCUCAUUUCAAGUUCCUCUUAGCGUGUGUAUUUCCAUAUCUGCCAAAGGAAACUUUUGGUUUCUCUUUCAAGUUUUUAGUGCCCUCCGUUUGUAUAACUUUUUUUUUUU